Messenger RNA from Arabidopsis lyrata subsp. lyrata, 1225 nucleotides. RefSeq lists its product as uncharacterized. NCBI's taxonomy places the organism in Eukaryota, Viridiplantae, Streptophyta, Magnoliopsida, Brassicales, Brassicaceae. Gene Ontology annotation, molecular function: cysteine-type peptidase activity. Gene Ontology annotation, biological process: proteolysis. The record is from RefSeq and is a predicted model, not a curated record. The transcript has 4 exons. Bases 111 to 1058 code for a protein of 315 amino acids.
GGUUAGAUGAAGCAGACACGACAGUUGGUACACUAGAAAAUAUUGAUGAACCAAACAACGAUGCUGCAGUCGAAGCUGUUAAAAUUCCUACGCCGGUUGUACCCAAAAAAAUGAAGAAGCAAAUAAUUGUUGAGAUGGAUGACGCCCUUCCGGAAGGUUUUAAGGAAACAACAGUCCUCGUGCAGGAUGUUCCUGGACGAGCUGAAGAUUCAGAGGUUGUUAUAGCGGCUGGAAAUGUCCCUUACAACCCCUUGGAGAAGGUUGAUGCUUCCAAAUUAGAGAUCUUAACCAAUGUCCUCCGCGGUUUUAAUGUGAAGCACACUCUUUUCGGGUAUCGCAAAGUGGACAACGAGUUUUUCUCCAUGCUUAUAGCACAAGGACAGUGGGUGGAUAAUAUGAUCUUGGAAAUGCUCGCAAUCUUGAUGUGGCACAAGAACGGUCAACAAAUGAUAGCAAACCGAUGCGUUGUUUUGGACUCCUUCCUGCUUUAUGAGCUUACUAAGCGUGCUGUCAGCUUCAGGAAUUGUAGAAAUAAGCAUGGGUUCAAAUGGGGCGACCGGCUAUACGACAUGGCCAAUGGAAUACACAUACACCGUGAACCUAGUCUUAGGUGGUUCAAGGAUGUCGACGUGGUAUAUGCUCCGAUGAACUGGAAAGGUGAUCAUUGGGUUGGGUUGGCAAUCCACCUCAGAGCCCGGAAUAUAGUUGUCUAUGACGCUCUCAUAGAACACACGCGGGAGUCUGUUGCAUGGUCAAAGAUGCAGCCUGUCUGCGAGAUGAUGCCGUACCUAGUGAGAGCGAUGUGCGCGGAUGUAUUGCCUGCGAAGUACUCAGUUGAACCUUUUGCCUAUGAGAGAAAUGUUAUGGUCGCUCAAAACCCAAGUACAGGAGAUUGCGGGCCUUACGCAAUGAAGUUCUUGGAGUUGCUGGCGUUUGGUAACCCAAUGUCAGACUUGGUGAAUAUUCAAGAAGCAGAUAUGGCCACCUACCGUCAGGUGUACGCAACAGAAAUCUACGAGCACGGCAAGCGCGAGUGUGGUAACCGGCGUUUAUUGUAAUCAUCCCUGGAUGUUGAAUUAUUUUUAUUUCCUAGUACUUAUUUCCUUAUUUCAACAACCUAAUUAGAACAACGUAAUUAAUUAUGGAGAUCCUCAAAAUAUUUAUGUAAUCGUUAUAACUAUCUUCUCUAAACAAUCUGCACAUCGUACACUUAUUCAAAAACCAA